Molecule: messenger RNA, 4604 nt
Organism: Cornus florida
Lineage: Eukaryota; Viridiplantae; Streptophyta; Magnoliopsida; Cornales; Cornaceae
Product: F-box protein CPR1-like
Exons: 2
Coding region: 77-1252 (391 amino acids)
Molecular function (GO): protein binding
Source: RefSeq, a predicted model, not a curated record
AUUACACAUUUGUUCCAAAACCCAAUUACCUCCUGCCAUGUGCUCCCCUUCUUCUCCACACACGUAAACCCUAGAAAUGUCAGACCUUCCGGCGGAAGUAAUCGCCGAGAUACUUUCAAGACUACCGGUAAAACCAGUUCUGCAGUUUAGGUGCGUGUCGAAACCAUGGUGUGCUCUCAUCGACAGCCCACAUUUCAUCAGAUCGCAUCUAAAUCGAUCAAUGAAAACAAACACGAAUCGAAGCUUCAUCUUUAGAGCUGAAGACCUUUACUCCGUAGACUUGGAUUCUCUCGAUCAUGCCGCAGAGCUUGACAAUCCUAUGAAGAACGAGGAAGGAACUAAAGUGGUGGUUUCUUUCCAUGGCUUGGUUGUUUUGUCCAAACCUUUCUACCAAGACGUCACUCUGUGGAACCCUUCCACUCGAAAACACCGCAAGUUACCGGUCUCACAGGUUGAGUUCCCGCGUGGAUGGCGCCAUUUUAAUUAUAUUGUGUUCGGGUUAGGGUUUGAUUCUGUAAAUGAUGACUACAAAUUGGUGAGGAUGGUACAGUUUGUUGGCAAAGAUGAUGAUGAUUCAUUUCAUUCUGAAGUUAAAGUUUAUAGUCUAAAAUUGAAUAGAUGGCGAAGGGUUCAAGAUUUCCCUUAUUACCUUGCAUACGAGGCUUCAUCUGCUAUGACCUUUAAUGGGUCUCUGCACUGGCUUGUGACUCGAAAACCCAAGUCCGAUAGGUCCAUUUUGAUUGCUGCUUUUGAUCUUGGGGUUGAGGAAUACCGAUUGGUGCCUCUACCUGAUUAUAUGAAUGGUGAUCUUGUAAUGAAUGUUGAUGCCUUGGGAGGAUGCCUUUGUGUUGUUUGUAAUUAUUAUGGAGACCAAACUGAUAUAUGGGUGAUGAAAGAAUAUGGAGUAAGGGAGUCUUGGACUAAAUUGUUUUCUGUUACUCAAUCAAUUAUGAUUAGUCCAUUCUUUUAUUUGAUGCCUUUGGCCUAUUCAAAGAGUGGUGGGGAAGUACUUUUGCAAAAGGACAAUGCAAGUCUUUUCUGGUAUGACUUGAGAAAGGAAAAAGUAUCAAACAUUCGAAUUCAUGGUUUAAAGUAUUUUGUAGAAGCUUAUAUUUGUGUUGAAAGCCUUGUUCCGCUGCAUGGUGAUGGUGGAAGGGAUUGUAAGAAGCAGCAAACACGAAAGAAGAUGAUGAAACAAAACAAUAGAAGGGAAGGAAUGGUAAGAAGCAGCAAGCACAAAAGAAGACGAUGAAGCAAAACAAUAGAAAGGAGAAACACAGAUUUGGAUCUUUAAUUGAAGGUGAAGAUCUAGUUGGCUUCAUUGAUGGAUUAGUCAAUGAACCAACAAAAUUUGUUACUCAAGAUGGCAAGGAUGAAACAAUCAAUCCUAGUUUCGUGAAAUGGAGAAAGUCUGACCGAAUGCUAAAAUCAUGGUUAACUGGAACCAUGUCUGAGAAAGUUCUUAGCCUUGUUGUUGGACUACGGAUAGCUAAAGAAGUUUGGAGCUGCCUAGAACAUACAUUUGCUCGGGCAUCGAAGGAUCGAGAAUUACAACUUCAAUGACAAUUGCAACUGAUUUGCAAAGGUACGGAUUCAAUUAAUGAUUAUAUUCGGAAGUUUAAAAAAAUUUGUGAUGAUCUUGCAGCCAUUCAAAAGCCCAUCUCUAAUGACGACAAAGUAUUUUGUCUCUCCAAUGGGUUAGGGCCACAAUACGAAGGUUUUGUGACAUCGGUGAUAACAAAACCCCCAAUGCCAUCAUAUGAAGAAUUUGUUGCAGCCUUAGUCAGUCAUGAACUAAGAAUUCAAGCAUAUGAACAAACCGAAAGCACACACUCAAAUGUUGCUUUCUUCGGCAAUCGUUCUUCUGUUAGAGGAAAUGGCCGAUCCAAGGAAAGAGGGAGGAAUUUUAAUAAAGGCUUCAAUUCAAACAAUGGACGACAAAGUCAAGUAUUUAAUUCGAAUGCCAGACAUAAUGAGCAGCAAAUAAACAUCUCUCCUCAACAAGCACAUAAAGGAAAUCCUAUUGCACAAUGGAAUACAAGAAUGCCUAGCCAUGCCGACGAGCAAAAGCAUCGAAAUUCUAGCAGACCUUAAUGUCAAAUUUGCAACAAAUUGUGUCACACUGCCAUCAAAUGUUGGAAUCGUUUCGAUCAUUCAUACCAAGCUGAUGGUGUUCCUCAAGCUCUCGCAGCCAUAGAUAUCUCAAAUGGGUCAGAUCCAAAUUGGUAUGCAGAUACUGGUGCUACCGUCCACCUCACUUCUGGAGAAGGUAACCUUACUAAUUGCUUUCCUUAUUAAGGCAAUGAUAGGAUUUAUGUAGGAGAUGGCAAAGGACUGAAAAUAUCACAUACUGGUGACUUGAAUAUACCUUCUAAUCCUGAAAAUAUUUCUUUGAAAGUAGUGUUAGUGGUUCCCCAAAUUAAAAAGAAUCUCAUCUCUAUUAGCAAGCUUACUGAGCAAAAUUCUUGCAUAGUUGAGUUCUCACCAGAAAAUUUUGUUGUUAAGGAUUGAAUGACAGGAAGAAUUCUAGCAACGGGGAGUAAGAAGGAAGGAUUUUAUGCUUUGGAUCGGGAAAACCAUGUUUUACUUACUCUCAAGUUCGGUAAAAUUCCAGAAGGAAUAUGGCAUGAACGGUUGAGUAAUGCACAUUUGAAAACUUUGAAAAAUCUAAGUUCUCAUGAAUUUAUUAAUGUUAGUGCUUGGAAUAAACCAUCUCAUUCAAAUGCAGUUUGUCGACUUAAUCGAGCUCUUUAUGGUCUUAAGCAGGCACCACGUGCAUGGUUCCAUCGGUUCAGUACUUAUCUUCUCAACUUGGAAUUUAUUUCAAGUAAGGCUGAUCCUUCUUUAUUUGUCAUGCACUUUUCCAGUGGUUCUUGUUUUCUCUUAGUGUACGUGGACGACAUUAUUCUCACAAGUAACAAUUCUUCUUUGCUUGACGAAUUAAUCCACAAGCUUAGUGCUGAGUUCUCUAUAAAAGACCUUGGACCUCUUCAUUACUUCUUGGGUAUAGAAGUCUCAUUUACUUUAGAUGGACUCAAUUUAUCUGAGUCAAAAUAUGCCAAGGACCUUCUUGCGUGCACCCAAAUGCUUACAUGCAAUGCUAUAUCCACACCAAUGGCUCCGAACCAUCAUGGUCAGCAGUCGACAUGUCCUCUUGCAGAUCCAACACAAUACCGCAGCAUUGUAGGAGCCCUUCAAUAACUGACUCUCACUCGGCCAAAUCUUUCUUAUGCAAUUAAUCAUGCCUGCCAAUUCAUGCAUGCUCCUGCAAUAGCACAUUUUCAGCAGCUCAAGCGUAUUCUUAGAUAUGUGAAAGGCACCAUUUCUCAUGGCUUACAUUUUCACUCUCGCACUUCACCGCAUUUAUAUGCCUUCUCUGACGCAGAUUGGGCUGGCUGCCCAACCACACAACGGUCAACAACUGGCUAUUGUAUUUUUCUUGGUGCAAAUUUAAUUUCGUGGCGUUCCAAGAAACAACCUACAGUUGCCUGCUCUAGUGCAGAAGCAGAGUAUAGGGCUAUGGCUUAUACCGCUGCUGAAAUUAUGUGGCUCACAUUUCUCUUUCGAGACCUUUGCGUUCCAAUUCUCCGAAAACCAGAAAUUUAUUGUGAUAGAAUUAGUGCCUUUUACUUGAGCACCAACCCCGUUUUUCAUGCACGAAUGAAACAUGUUGAAAUUGAUUGUCAAUUUGUUCGUGAAAAGGUUACUCAAGGUCAUCUUACAACCAAGUUCGUGGCUGAUUGUUUGACUAAACCACUCUCCAAAGAUCACUUUUGCGUCUUCGGCACAAGCUGGGUAUUUACUCUGUACCUAGUAUCAGCUUGACAGGGAGUAAUAACAGAAUACUGUUGGAAGAUAAAGACUCAAUAGGAGAUAAUGAUUCCAAAGAUGGUAAGGGUAGAUAAGUGAAGAUAUAUGCAAGCCCCAUAGAUAUCGGCUAACUUUUGAAUUUUAAAUAUUGUAACUGAAGUAAUUCUUCAGAUAUUGUUUGAUGUAAAACCCAAGUAUAAAUCUAGAACAAGUCUUGUAAUAUGAGUAUUGUGUGAAAAGAGCUUUAACAUUUUAUCAAUUUCUAUAAUGAGAGCACUAUUAUUAUAAACUUCUCUUUUCCAUUAUUAGGUGACAAAUUGUAAUUCACAUGUAGUGGACUUAUUGUAUACAUGGAAUUUAGCUAAUAAUUUACAUGUUGCCUUUUUUCCCCUCUUAGAGACGAUUUCCUGGCAAAGGGGUUCAAGCUGGUGCUUUAAGCAACUGGAAGAGCAAAGGAGUGAGAAGGUGCAGAUAUUAGGGUAAUCUAUUUUGGUACUAUCUUUCACAUCAGUACUUGUGGAGUAGGUCUUUUGUCUUUUGCUUUAACUUGAUCAUCAAUAUGGGCUAGUUUAACUUUAGUGGUAUUCUAUGCUAUAGAUAAUGCGAUAAUUGUAGAAAAAAGAUGAAAAUUUGUAUUUCUCUCAGGGAGUCGGGAUUGGUGUUGAAUUGGUGGUGCCGUAAUUGGGCAUAUUAUAAGGUCUGGGGAUGGAAGGAGGAAAGAAGAUUAAAGAUUUUGUCUUAUAAUAUGCGACAUACUCUUUUUGUUGAAACAAAUUUCUUGUAGUUAAAAGAUA